GUUCGAAUACAUUGGUGCCACGUCGCCAAUUAACAUCACGAAGUCCCAAGGCUAUGGCCCACCAACGUACGGAGACCAUCUUAUUGGACAACUUUAAUUCUUUACACUUCUCAAAAAAAAAAAAAAAAAGAACUUUAGUUCUUUACCUUCUCUCUCACCCUUUCUGCACCAAACUCAAAUGUCCAAACAGAUUGGCCUUUUUAUCUCAACAUGCUUGAUGAUCACAGUCCGUCACUGCUAAAUCCACUCCAAUUACAAUCCCAAAUGGCAAUCAAUCUCUUACUAUAAGGCCUCAACACAACUGCAUACAUCUUCAUGAAGGACCCUUGAAGGUAGAGGAGGAUCAAGGAGGGUUCAAUGGGUCAAGUUCUCUCUAACAUUAUUCAAUGCAUAUGUGGUGAAGCAGAGGAUGAUGAUUUGGAAAGGCAAAGUCAUAAUCUGCUACUUCCAACCACACAAAAUGAAUCAAGAACUAGCUCAGCUGGUGCAUUACUACAAACCCCAGUUAGUUCAUCAUCAAGCUCAUACUCAUGCAGUGACUUGAGCACAACUGGUUCAUCAGUUCAUCUAUCUAGUUUGGACUUACAUGGGGUCUCAAAUACAAGCUCUUCUGCAUUGCAUCAUAUUGCACUGGGUUUUCACCAAUGCUUGAACUCAAAUACAGACUCGAGCAUAACUAGUGCAUUGCAUCAGAACUCACACGGUGAAUUGGGCACAGCUUGUGCUUUGCAGCAAGAAAUACAUGGUCAAUGCAUAUGUGGUGAAGCAGAGGAUGAUGAUUUGGAAUGGCUAAGUCAUAAUCUGCUACUUCCAACCACACAAAAUGAAUCAAGAACUAGCUCAGCUGGUGCAUUACUACAAACCCCACUUGGUUCAUCAUCAAGCUCAUACUCAUGCGGUGACUUGAGCACAACUAGUUCAUCAGUUCAUCUAUCUAGUUUGGACUUACAUGGAGUCUCAAAUACAAGCUCUUCUGCAUUGCAUCAUAUCGCACUGGGUUUUCACCAAUGCUUGAACUCAAAUACGGACUCGAGCACAACUAGUGCAUUGCAUCAGAACUCACAGGGCGACUUGGGCACAGCUUGUGCUUUGCAGCAAGAAAUACUGAUUUCUUCAGAAAGCUUGGAGGCACUAGGUGACUCAAGUACUAGUAGCCCAUUAGAAGAAGUACCUAUGGUUUUAUAUUCAACCACAGACAUACUCAGCAAUUCACAAACUUAUGUUCCAACAUUAGAUCCACCUUUUGGAGUUGAUUUACACAUUGAAGUUGUAGAAAAAAAGAGACAAUCUGUUCCACCUCUCUCACUUGUAAACUCAAUAGAGCCAAGCGGAAAGGAAAGAGAAAGGGAAAGAGAAAGAGAGAGAAAGGAAGAGAAGGUAAGUAAGGGAGUGGUGAUAAAGGAGAGAUGGAUAAAACAUUAUAGUAGUCAUCAAAAAAUUCUACUAGUGGGUGAAGGGGACUUCUCAUUCUCUGCUUGUUUGGCUGUGGCUUUUGGUUCUGCGAACAACACGAUAGCAACUUCUCUUAAUUCUCAAGGGUAUUUGAGGAAAAAUUAUAGGAAAGCGAAGUCCAACAUCAAAAAAUUAAGGAGUAGAGGGUGUAAGGUCAUGCAUGGUGUGGAUGCCACUGAAAUGGCUAACCAUAUGUUACUAGAGGGCAUGGAAUUCGAUCGCAUUAUUUUCAAUUUUCCUCAUGCUGGCUUUCCUGAAAAUGAAUCACGCAACUCAGCGCUUCGGCGAAACAGAAAAUUAGUACGCCAGUUUCUAGCGAAUGCCAAGAAAAUGAUCGCUGAAAAGGGUGAAAUUCAUAUUUCCCACAAAUCGUAUGGUUUCUUCUUGGAAUGGAAUGUAGAAUUUCUAGCAUCACAGGCAGGCCUUCGACUUCUUGAAGAGGCGCAGUUUAACCUCAAUGACUAUCCAGGCUAUAACACCAAAUACGGGUUUAGGGGUGACAAAAAUUUCAACUGCAACAACAGCAAAACUUAUAAAUUCGGGCUUUAAACACAACAAAAAAUACAGUCUAAUAGGAUGUAAACUUCACUUAUUGCACUCUACUGUUAUUGACGCUUCUUGUGCUGGCCAGGGAACUAGCUGUGCCGUUACCAAAUGAUGUUUUCUGAAAAUAUUUUGCUCUAAUGUACAUUGUGUAGUAAACUGCUAAGAAUCUAAAGGUUUGUAUAGGAAAGAAGUGCUAAAUUUUCGAGACA
Messenger RNA from Cornus florida, 2207 nucleotides. RefSeq lists its product as uncharacterized. The transcript is spliced from 4 exons. Gene Ontology annotation, biological process: rRNA base methylation. The record is from RefSeq and is a predicted model, not a curated record. Gene Ontology annotation, cellular component: cytoplasm. Gene Ontology annotation, molecular function: rRNA (uridine-N3-)-methyltransferase activity. Bases 358 to 2001 code for a protein of 547 amino acids. Lineage: Eukaryota; Viridiplantae; Streptophyta; Magnoliopsida; Cornales; Cornaceae.